Molecule: messenger RNA, 2031 nt
Organism: Penicillium angulare
Lineage: Eukaryota; Fungi; Ascomycota; Eurotiomycetes; Eurotiales; Aspergillaceae
Product: aspartate--tRNA ligase MSD1
Exons: 3
Coding region: 1-2031 (676 amino acids)
Biological process (GO): aspartyl-tRNA aminoacylation
Cellular component (GO): mitochondrion; cytoplasm
Molecular function (GO): ATP binding; aspartate-tRNA ligase activity
Source: RefSeq, a predicted model, not a curated record
AUGCUGGGUGCGGGUGUACAGCUGCCAUUGCGGCUUCGCUCGAGAUUUGCUGUCUCCUCUUUGAUACGGGGUGUGCGCACACCAUCGCCAUGGACGCGAUCGGCUGCAUCUUCGCGGCAUUUUCAUCGUCCGGCUUGUCUCCGAGAGCAGCAGGUUGCGGAGAUUCCUAGCUUUCUAGAGGCUUAUAAGAAAGCAGUGGAAUUCCCGCCAGCCACUCACGACUUUGAGUCUUUUCUCUCGCAGGCCGAGCCGAACACCCAGGUUGUGUUGCACGGAUAUCUCGGUCAUAGAGCUGAUCUUUCUAAGAAGCUCUCAUUCGUGCGUCUGACAGAUCCUACAAUGAAAUAUCACUUGCAGAUUGUCGCAUUUGCCAAAAAUGAAGCAUUUGAGAAACUCAAAACUCUCAACGCCCACAGUCCUGUCGCGGUAGCUGGAACAGUGCAAAAGAAGAAAGGAAAGCCUAGCGAUGACGCAAACAAGCCCGCCGAAGAUACCUGGGAGCUUGCAUUGGAGGAUAUUCAUCCUCUGAAUGACUUUCCCAAAGAGAUCAUUAUGACGCCCGAGACUGUGUUCGCACCCGAACACCGGUAUCUACAGCUUCGUUCGGAUGCUGAGCUGCGGGAAGCUCUAAAGUUCAGAGCUAAGGUACAUAAUGCUUGUAAAGAGGAGCUGGAGAAAUGCCAGCCUUCUUUCGUGGAGAUUGAGACCCCAUUGUUAUUUAAAUCAACACCAGAGGGAGCACGCGAGUUCUUGGUUCCUACUCGCCGAGCUGGCCUGGCUUAUGCCUUGCCUCAAAGCCCGCAACAGUAUAAACAGAUCCUGAUGGCUAGCGGAUUGCCGCGUUAUUUCCAGUUUGCUCGAUGCUUCCGAGACGAGGAUCUUCGGGCUGAUCGCCAGCCUGAAUUCACACAGCUUGAUAUGGAAAUGUCUUUUGCGACCGGUAACGAUGUCAUGCGCACUAUUGAAGGAGUUAUCUGCCGACUCUGGUCGACUUUGAUGAAGGACCCUGCGCCAGAGGGUCCUUUCCGCAGAGUGCCGUAUCAAGAAGCCAUGGCUCGCUAUGGAUCUGACAAGCCAGACACCCGUUGCGGCAUGGAGAUCAUCCGGUUGGAUCAUCUACUACCUGUGGAUCUGGUCGGUAAGAUAUCCGACCUGAACGACCCCAUAGUGGAAGCUUUCAAGCUCGAGGGUAAUGAAAAUGACCCUGCUGAGACUCAUAAAUUCAUCACUCAAUUCCUUGACUCGCCUAUCGGUGCAUCUUUUAACGAUAACCCAGACGGAGGCCCGGGCGUCUUUGUUUAUAACGGGAAACAACCGCUGUGUGGACUACAGCCAUUUGGCUUCGAAGCUGCUGAGCAAGUUGAAGAACUCCUCGAUCCUGAUCAUGGCGAUCUGAUAAUUCUCCAAGCUCGUCCCCGCGCUCCCUUCUCGGGCGGAUCUACACCAAUCGGUGACUUACGUCGCGCAUUACAUAGUUCGGCCGUCUCAACAGGCUUCAAGCCAGCUCCCACCGGCUUUGAUUUCAUGUGGGUGGUUGACUUCCCGCUUUUCUCGCCUUCCUCCGACAGUGAACCCGGCCAGGGUGGUGCAGCCGGUAUCUCAUCUACUCACCACCCCUUCACUGCGCCCAAGACUGCAGCAGAUGUAGACCUCCUCAUGACAGAUCCAACACAGGCCGUCGCUGAUCAUUACGAUCUUGUCGUCAAUGGUGUCGAGCUUGGUGGUGGAAGUCGUCGUAUCCACGACGCGGCUGUUCAGGAAUUUAUCCUCCGUGAUAUUCUGCAAAUGCCAAAGGAGCGUCUAGCCGAUUUCUCACAUCUUCUUGAUGCUCUACGUGCGGGCUGUCCACCGCAUGCCGGCCUUGCUUUGGGCUUUGACCGCCUUGUUGCUGUAAUGCUAGGCAAGGAGUCUGUUAGAGAUGUUAUCGCUUUCCCGAAGACGGGUAAGGGUGGUGAUGAUGCUAUGGUUCGCGCACCUAGUCCUAUGACUGCCCAGGCCUUGGAGACAUAUCACCUUCAACUACGCAAGUAG